CAAGUCUUUGAAUAUUUCUACUUAGAUAGUUGAGGAAUAACUCAACUAGAAGUUUCCAUGUAGUCUUCAAUAUGUAUGUAGGGUUUCCCUUAUUUUUGGUGUUUGCAUUCCUCAUAGAAAACUGCAGUCAAGUAAAGUGGCACUUAGAGCCGCAGCCAAAUGACUUAGACAGAGGAAUCUAUGACGAGCCGAGACCUGAUGACGGACACAUCUGUCUGAGGGAGUGUACAAGAGGGGAGAAAUCCAGGAUUUGUUACUUCAAGUUUCAUCUGGAGGAUAAUCCUGUGCUUGGGAGUGCAUGCAAGAAUUGCCCUGAGAACAAAACUGACUGUUUGAAUCCAGAAUGUAUAACAGCUGAUUCUUACUUACAAAACAUCCUUACUGUCAAUAGAAGACUGCCAGGACCUUCGAUACAGAUUUGCCAUGGUGACACAAUCAUUGUAGACUUGAUCAACGACGUCCCUCAUAGCAAUGUUACCCUACACUGGCAGGGGGUGAAGCACCUCGCCACUCCAUGGAUGGAUGGAGUUCCCUAUGUCACUCAGUGUCCUGUGUUCUUCAACCAAACCUUCCAGUACCACUUUGUACCUGGCGAGCCUGGGUCAUACCUGUGGCAUUCUUAUGAUGAUGAUAAACAAUUACGAGGAGUAAUUGGUAGUCUCAUUGUUCGAGAGCCUGUCACAGACAGAUUCAGACUGUUAUACGACCAUGAUCUCCCAUCUCACAUAAUUCUUGUACAAGAUUGGAUUCACCAAAUACAAGAAGACAACGCUAUACAAAGCGUCCUGAGAGACCAGAUUGGAGGAAUAGGAAAUAGUCAAAUUCGGAUACCUGAUGCUUACCUCAUCAAUGAUUUCUCCAGAAUCCAGUCCAGACUCCCGUGGCAGAGUUCUACGUCCAUCAUGGCUUCUGUUUACCGUUUCCGAGUGAUUGGAGGAACUUCUCUUUCUUGUCCGUUCCGUCUCACUGUACAAGGACACAAGCUGCUUGUCAUUGCAGCUGACACAAACAUUAUCAAACCAGUCUUAGUUGACUCUCUGAUAGUAUCCUCAGGAGAGAGGUACGAUGUGGUACUGAAUGCUACUCAGCCAGUGUGCUCGUACUGGGUGUUGGUGGAGGGGGUUGGAGACUGUAGUGUCAUCUCCCAAGCUGCAUUGCUGCGUUACCACGGCUGUACACUGGAGAACCUUACACUUCCACAGUAUCUAGCUCCUGCCAUACCCAAGGCUGAGGACAGAUACACCCUGAACCCAGAGGGUGGAGAGUGUUCUAAAGCAUCACUCUUACAAGGGGUGUGUAUCAGCCAGCUGUUGAGUCCAUCAGCAAUCCACCUGCGACUGAGUCGUACGCCUGACUUUAGGUAUCUGGUGAGAAUAGACUCUCCUGUCACUGCUGUAGCUGUAGACGGUCCUUUCACCAGCUUGAUUUUGACUCCUGAAAUGCCAAAAGAUACAACUAAGAUUCAUGCUCCACUCAAUGCGGUCUUAGAAAUUUUAAUGGUCAACAAAAGAACAUCAAACAUGAGUUUGUCCUGUCACAUCCACGGACAUGACUUCUACAUUGUAGAGCAAGGAAGGCUCCCUGACUCCUCGUCUGAUGACUUACACAGCCUCCAACAGAGCCUGGCUGACAGGAGGCUGGUCAGUAGGUUCAUCAUCUCUAAGGACACUGUGACUAUCUCUGACGGAGGGUACACCCUGGUCAGGGUCCUGGCAGACAACCCAGGUUUCUGGUUGCUGCGAUGUCGCUCGGACCCUGAUAUCUCUGCUGUUAUAGAGGUGGGGCGGUUAACAGAUGUUGCCCCUCUACCCCAAGACUUCCCCACAUGCGACGGGUUUAACCCUUACUCAAUGGAGUAUCUAACAAUUUAUACCAGAGUGAAGUAUCUUUUUAUUUUGUUCAUAGUUUCAUCAACCUCACGAUGCUUAGGCCAACAGUCAGCAACACGGUCAAAUCAAAAGAAGAUGAUGUCGGGAGACGUUAAGACACAACCAGACGACAUCAUGUCAGGGAAGUACGAUGACAUGAGGUUUGAUGAUGGCUGGCUUUGUACCAGAGAAUGCCAACCCAAUGAUCCCAGACUUUGCUACUACGUCUGGAUGAUUGAACCCUACAAUACUUUGAACAGAGCAUGUGGGGGCUGCCCCAAUGUAACAUCUGACUGUUUUCUACCUCAGUGUGUUGCUGCUGACGGAUAUGAGAAGCCAAUUUUAGCUGUAAAUCGCUUACUACCAGGACCUUCUAUUCAGGUAUGUCAAGGAGACACUGUGGUCGUUGAUGUAGUAAAUCAGAUGCCAGGACGUAGUAUGACAAUACACUGGCAUGGACUACACCAGAGAGGGACUCCAUGGAUGGACGGGGUACCAUUCCUAACCCAGUGUCCCAUUCACGAGUCCGAAGUUUUCCGAUAUCGUUUCAAAGCUGACGAUUGUGGCACAAACUUCUGGCACUCGCAUGAUGGACUUCAAAAAAUUGAUGGAGUACUUGGCAGUUUUAUUGUAAGAGUUCCGGACUCAGAAAAUCCUAUUCGGCGUUUUUAUGACUUUGAUUUGCCAUCACAUGUAAUUGUGAUCCAAGACUGGAUGCACACUACCGCUGAUGAAAGAUUUCCUGGAUACUACAGGUACCGAGAAACUGGCCAAUCCCCUGCAACAUACCUCAUCAACGGCCGAGGAAAUAAAGUGAUUAACAAGAAAGAGAUAAUUGGCAACGCACCUCUGUCAGAAUUCAAGGUUCGCCAGGGUUACCGUUACCGCUUCCGUCUGAUAGGAGCAAGCUGUCUGUCGUGUCCUUACCGCUUUACAGUCCAGGACCAUAAACUACUGGCUGUUGCUACUGACAGGAACCCAAUAGAACCUGUGUAUUUUGACUCUGUUAUUCUGUCCGCUGGUGAAAGAUACGACGUUGUGAUAGAAGCAAUGCAGCCCAUUGAUGCCUACUUCAUGUUCGUGGAAGGUCUGGGAGAUUGUGAUCAAACCUCACAAGUGGCAGUGUUGAGGUAUGAAGGAGGACCUUGUAGACCUUCAGUGUCUCUUACUGAGGCAUUCCCCGACAACGAGGCAGGAUAUAUGCUGAAUGUUUACAACUCGGCAUGUGAUGAGGCCACCCUGGCAAUGGGCCGGUGUAUCAGCCAGCUCAGCAGCCUCAUGCGGACCCCUCCACAAGUGCUACGUCCGGAACCUGACAUUAGAGUUCUAUUCACCUUUGAUUUUUAUAUCUUUGGAAAUGAAGAACUCUUCUAUUCCGGAAGCUACAAGAAUUAUUUUGUUGCCCCCGACACAAAACAUCUUGCUGGAAGGAUGAACAACAUAUCGUACUCCAGUCCUCCCUCCCCUCUGCUCACCCAGCUGUACGACAUUCCACCUGAACAUUUCUGUCAAAACGCUGAGUGUGUCAAGGAUGGAAGUGAGAACUGUGCUUGCACACAGAUUGUACAUGUGCCUCUCAACUCUGUGGUGGAGUUUAUGUUUGUUCACUCAGAGCCUCCAGAUGCUGCCAUGUUGUUUCACCCUUUUCACAUUCAUGGCACCGACUACUAUGUCAUAGAAGAAGGAAAGUUACCCGACACUUACUACACACCUGAAUCACAGGCAUUUGUUCGGAGGAAAAUGAGUGAAAAUAGGUACAAUCUGAAGCCUAACCUUCCCAUGAAGGACACUGUGUCAGUCCAAUACCAGGGAUACAGUAUCAUGAGGAUAUUGGCAGACAACCCAGGAAUGUGGUUUAUUCACUGCCACUUUGCAUACCACCAGGAGACAGGCAUGGCUGUGGUACUUUGGCAAGGAGAAUAUGAUGACAUUCCUCCUCCACCGAAGGGAUUUCCAAAAUGUUCAGACUUUCUUGAAGAACCUGUAGAAAUUAUUCCUGACUGCAAACCUCCUUUUAAAGUCAAAGAACAGCUACUGAUAUUUUGACCGUGUUUGUGCGCAAAAUUGUUACCUAAAAGCAUAUGAACAAAAAUUAUUUGUUUAUUGAAACAAGCAUGAGGAUGGAUGACUGCUAGAGACUGUUGUUGACUGGAUGCAGCUGAAAUUGUUGCCACAUGGUUGUUAUGUAGAUUCAAGCUUGUGCAUUUGCAAGCAUAUGUAGUGUUGGUAAUUAUAAAGACGUUUA
Messenger RNA from Macrosteles quadrilineatus (aster leafhopper), 4113 nucleotides. RefSeq lists its product as uncharacterized. Bases 72 to 3914 code for a protein of 1280 amino acids. The record is from RefSeq and is a predicted model, not a curated record. NCBI's taxonomy places the organism in Eukaryota, Metazoa, Arthropoda, Insecta, Hemiptera, Cicadellidae. Gene Ontology annotation, molecular function: oxidoreductase activity; copper ion binding. Gene Ontology annotation, cellular component: plasma membrane. The transcript is spliced from 24 exons. Gene Ontology annotation, biological process: iron ion transport.